AUGGCGGCGCGGUGGUUCGAGCGCGACGCGUGGGAACGGUGGGGGGUGACGAGCGCGCGACGGGCGAUGGGGGGGCGGGGGGCGGAGCGCGCGCGCGCGACGGAGGCGACGACGACGGGCGACGCGCGCGAUGGUACCGCGGUGAAGCGGGCGGUGGUGCGAAAACAAGCGAUGGAGGUGACGUCGAGCGCGAGUAAGCGCAUCAGGGAGUUGCUGGAGACGCGAGGGAAGGAAUAUCUGAAGAUUGGGGUGAAGCAGCGGGGGUGCAACGGGAUGACGUACACGAUGAAUUACGCCGACGCGAGCGAACGGAAGAAGUUCGAUGAACUCGUGGAGACGGAGGAUGGGGCGAAGAUUAUCGUCGAGCCGUCGGCGCUGAUGAGCAUCAUAGGGACGAAGAUGGAUUUCGUGAGCGACCGGUUGCGAAGCGAAUUCAUCUUCGAGAACCCGAACGCGAAGGCGGAGUGCGGGUGCGGUGAGUCGUUCACGGUGUGA
Messenger RNA from Ostreococcus tauri, 495 nucleotides. Its product is annotated as FeS cluster insertion protein. The record is from RefSeq and is a predicted model, not a curated record. Bases 1 to 495 code for a protein of 164 amino acids. Lineage: Eukaryota; Viridiplantae; Chlorophyta; Mamiellophyceae; Mamiellales; Bathycoccaceae. Gene Ontology annotation, biological process: iron-sulfur cluster assembly. Gene Ontology annotation, molecular function: 2 iron, 2 sulfur cluster binding. The transcript has a single exon. Gene Ontology annotation, cellular component: cytoplasm; mitochondrion.